This is a messenger RNA of Lichtheimia ornata, 621 nucleotides long. Its product is annotated as ribosomal protein S8.e. The transcript is spliced from 5 exons. Gene Ontology annotation, molecular function: structural constituent of ribosome. The record is from RefSeq and is a predicted model, not a curated record. Gene Ontology annotation, cellular component: ribosome; cytosolic small ribosomal subunit. Lineage: Eukaryota; Fungi; Mucoromycota; Mucoromycetes; Mucorales; Lichtheimiaceae. Gene Ontology annotation, biological process: translation; maturation of SSU-rRNA from tricistronic rRNA transcript (SSU-rRNA, 5.8S rRNA, LSU-rRNA). The coding region runs from base 1 to 621 and encodes 206 amino acids.
AUGGGUAUUAGCCGUUCUUCGUUGAGCAAGUGCUCCAAAACGGGCGCCAAGCGCACUCCUUACCGCAAGAAAAGAAAGUUCGAGUUGGGUCGUCCUGCUGCCAUGACCAAGCUUGGUGCCAAGCGUGUCCACACUGUGCGCACUCGUGGUGGUAACUCCAAGUUCCGUGCUCUUCGUUUGGAGUCUGGCAACUACUCUUGGGGCUCUGAAGGUGUCACUCGCAAGACCCGUAUCUUGACUGUCGUCUACAACGCCUCCAACAACGAGUUGGUCCGUACCAACACUCUUGUCAAGAACGCUGUUGUCCAAAUUGAUGCCACUCCUUUCCGUCAAUGGUACGAGAACCACUAUGCUCUUCCCCUCGGCAAGAAGAAGCUCGCUACUUCCAAGGCUGAAGAAGUCGCUGCUGCCGUUGCUCAAAAGUCCAAGAGCGUCCAAAAGAAGGUCGCUGCUCGUCAACAAAACGGUGCCGUCGACACUCUUUUGGAUGACCAAUUUGCUGCCGGUCGUCUCUAUGCCGUCAUCUCUUCCCGCCCUGGUCAAUGUGGUCGUGCUGACGGUUACAUUCUUGAAGGCAAGGAGCUUGAGUUCUACCUCAAGAAGAUCAAGUCCCGCAAGUAA